Molecule: messenger RNA, 588 nt
Organism: Trichosporon asahii var. asahii CBS 2479
Lineage: Eukaryota; Fungi; Basidiomycota; Tremellomycetes; Trichosporonales; Trichosporonaceae
Product: DNA-directed RNA polymerases ii 24 kda polypeptide
Exons: 3
Coding region: 1-588 (195 amino acids)
Biological process (GO): DNA-templated transcription
Cellular component (GO): RNA polymerase I complex; RNA polymerase II, core complex; RNA polymerase III complex
Molecular function (GO): DNA-directed RNA polymerase activity; DNA binding
Source: RefSeq, a predicted model, not a curated record
AUGUCGAUGGACUCGGACCGCGAGCUGGCGCGUCUCUGGCGUGUGUCGAAGACUGUUCAUGAGAUGAUCCGUGACCGCGGCUACGAGGUUGCCGACUACGAGAUCAACAUGUCGUUCGACGACUUCAAGGAGACGUACGGCGGUGGUGGUUCCGUUGACCGCGGACGCAUGGCGUUCCACGCGAACCACAGCCGCGACUCGCGGGAUCGCAUCUACGUCUUCUUCUGUGCUGAGGAGGCUGUCUCGAAGGCGACGUACAAGAGCUUUGUCACAUCACUCGACGCGGUCGGAGCAAAGCGCGGCCUGAUCGUGCACGGCGGCAAGCUGACGUCUGGCGCGGCCAAGACGCAGAACGAGAUGCAGUCCGAGUACCACCUCGAGGACUUCAAGGAGGCGGACCUGCUCGUGAACAUCACCAGGCAUUUCCUCGUCCCGAAGCACACCAUCAUGGAGCCCGAGGAGAAGAGCGCCCUGAUCAAGCGAUACGCCAUGGUGGUGCAACCAGAGCAAGUCGUGGUUGUUUCAGCUAUGGGGCCGCAGCUGGCUAUGCUGGAUUUUGCAGAUUUGCUGCUCUACCGGGCUGCUUAA